AUGAGACACCAGCUGAACCAGCAAACCAGCGUUUGUAAUGGUUUCCCAUUGGCUCUGCAGCUGCUGGCGUUGGAAGCCAUUCCGCUUCUUGCCCAGAAAAUCCCCGACCCCGGAAACCUGAAUACCUUUCUGACUGAUCCGAAACCCAAAAAGAAUACUAUUACUAUUCUUCAUCUGAAUACGAUUGUGGACGUGGAACGCGAUCCUAACAUAAGUGUCGACCAACCUAAAUCGCUUUUAAUGUCUUUUACUUUGGAGGUGUUGUGUUCGUAUGACGAGGAUGAACCGGAGGAGGUGCAGUGGGAUGAUGAAGUGGUCGAUGAAAAAGUUGAAUACUUACUGAAACUCAAGAGGGACGGUUACAAGUUUAAGAAGUCUGAUUUCAAAGGCGGAGACACACCUUUGUUCCCAUCGUAA
Messenger RNA from Microthlaspi erraticum, 417 nucleotides. The record is from the annotation of a GenBank genome assembly. Lineage: Eukaryota; Viridiplantae; Streptophyta; Magnoliopsida; Brassicales; Brassicaceae.